Molecule: messenger RNA, 939 nt
Organism: Mustela erminea (ermine)
Lineage: Eukaryota; Metazoa; Chordata; Mammalia; Carnivora; Mustelidae
Product: olfactory receptor 6C74-like
Exons: 1
Coding region: 1-939 (312 amino acids)
Biological process (GO): G protein-coupled receptor signaling pathway
Cellular component (GO): membrane
Molecular function (GO): G protein-coupled receptor activity; olfactory receptor activity
Source: RefSeq, a predicted model, not a curated record
AUGGGAAACCACACACAAGCGAUAGUGUUUAUCCUGGCAGGUUUGACUGAUGACCCACAAUUGAAAGUUGUGUUAUUUGUCUUUCUGCUUCUCACCUACUUGUUGAGUGUCACUGGCAAUCUGACCAUCAUCACACUUACCCUGGUGGAUAUUCACCUCAAGACCCCCAUGUAUUUUUUCCUUCGGAAUUUUUCCUUCCUAGAAAUUUCUUAUACUACUACAUGCAUCCCUAAAUUGUUGGUUACUAUGGCAACUGGAGACAAAACCAUUUCCUUUAAUUGUUGUGCAACUCAAGUGUUUUUUGCCUUCCUUCUUGGUGCAUCUGAAUUUUACUUGCUGGCUGCUAUGUCCUAUGACCGCUAUGUUGCCAUCUGUAAGCCUCUGCAUUACACAACCAUCAUGAACAGUAAAGUCUGCAUUCAACUUCUCUUCUGUUGUUGGCUUGCUGGAUUCUUUACCAUCUUUGUACCUCUCCUCCUUGGUGUAAAUCUUGACUUUUGUGCCUCCAAAAUUAUUGACCAUUUCUACUGUGAUACAACUCCCCUCAUGCAGAUCUCCUGCUCAGACACACAGCUCAUUGAAACCAUGGGAUUCAUUUCUGCGUCAAUGACACUCGUGGUCACGUUGGUAAUGGUGAUAAUAUCAUACACCUUUAUUGUGUUAACAAUUCUAAAAUUCCCUUCAACUAAUCAGAAGAAAAAAGCUUUUUCAACAUGUUCUUCUCACAUGAUUGUGAUAUCCCUUUCUUAUGGCAGCUGCAUCUUCAUGUAUGUUAAACCAUCAGUCAAACAAAGAAUAUCUUUUUCCAAGGGAAUUGCAGUGCUCAACACUUCCGUGGCUCCACUUUUGAAUCCUUUCAUCUAUACUUUGCGGAACCAGCAGGUGAAAAAAGCCUUCUUGAACAUGAUACACAAGAUCGUUUCCUUCUCAAGCAAAUGA